Ricinus communis (castor bean) is the source of this 2475-nucleotide messenger RNA. Its product is annotated as transcription factor DIVARICATA. The record is from RefSeq and is a predicted model, not a curated record. Gene Ontology annotation, molecular function: DNA binding. The transcript is spliced from 2 exons. NCBI's taxonomy places the organism in Eukaryota, Viridiplantae, Streptophyta, Magnoliopsida, Malpighiales, Euphorbiaceae. The coding region runs from base 1002 to 1925 and encodes 307 amino acids.
GUUGCAGUAUCCACAGACCCCAUGCUCACCAAUCACAGCACACCACCCCACCUUCAAUGUCUCACUCACCCUCUUCAACAUUUUAGCAAAAAGCUUUAGAUUCAUUCCUUGGAGCUGGGUAACAUUGCUUUUCAGCUUGUUAUUAGUGUUUCUGUUUUCUUUUUCUUUCUUUCUUCUCCUUUCUUUACUUGCUCAGGCCUCAAUAAAAGUUCCAAACACAAAAAGAAAAGGCAAGAAAAGCAGAGAUCUUUUCCCAGCUUUUUUUUUUUUUUAAAUUUUCUCUUAACCCUUCAAAAAGAAUCACUGUCUUAACCUGUUGUUUUCUUUUCCCACCUGGGUUUUCCAAUUCCACCUUUGUUUUUCUUUUGAGCUUUUUUUUUUCUUUUUUCUUUUACUUACUGUUACUAAGAUAUCAAUCAAAGAGCUUGAAGCUGCAUAGAGAAGCUUUUUCACUUUUCACCACUAAAGCUUUCAUCUUUCCCAAUUCUUGGCUUCUUCUUCGUCUUCUAUUUCAGUUCCUUUCGAAUUGUUUCUUGGUUUCUUUAUUUUCACUGUUUGCUUCCCAUGGAUGUUUAACUGGGUAUAGUGUAGAUCUCAGUAUUGGGUUCUAGGGUUCCAUACUGGAAUAUUUUUAAGAGUUUUAUUUGUCUAGUUUUAGCAUUGGUUUUACUAAAGAUUUGUUUGAUUUUGGAAAAGUUGGGUUCUUUCUAGAUUCCUUAGGGGUUAUGCAACUGCACCGCAAUAAAAAGCUAUUCUGAUUCUUCUUUAAUGCUUCCUGAUUUAACACUGAUAUUUUCUUGGUGAAAAAUCUCCACCUCUCUGCAUUUUCCUAUCUGGGUUCUUUUUUCCUUUCCUUCUUUUCUCUGUUUUCACCAAUCCAACUCCUUUUAUCCGAUCUUUUUUUCAUUGGGGAAUUCUUAAAUUUCUUUAAAUUCUCUGGUAUGUUGUUAUUGUAGUUUUGCUUUGUGUCUCCUUUUAUUUUUUUCGUUUGGUUUCUUGCAAUGAAGUGGGAUAUAGGAGUUCUUUCACCUACUUCUUAUCUUUCAAGCACUAACUGGUUAAUAGAAGAGAGCAAGAACACUAAAUGGACUCCAGCAGAGAACAAGAUGUUUGAAAAUGCUCUUGCUGUUUAUGAUAAAGACACUCCUGAUAGAUGGCAUAAGGUUGCUGCUAUGAUUCCUGGGAAAACUGUAGGAGAUGUGAUAAAGCAGUAUAGAGAAUUAGAAGUUGAUGUUAACAAUAUAGAGGCAGGACUGGUUCCAAUUCCUGGGUAUAACACCUCAGCUUUUACACUGGAUUGGGUUAAUAGUAAUAGCUAUGAUGGGUUCAAACCAUCUUAUGCUUUUGGUGGGAAGAGAUCUUCUUCGGGUCGGCCUGCUGAUCAAGAAAGAAAGAAAGGAGUUCCAUGGACAGAGGAGGAGCAUAAGCUGUUCCUGAUGGGGUUGAAAAAGUAUGGAAAAGGAGACUGGAGAAAUAUAUCCCGGAACUUUGUUGUAACUCGAACGCCUACACAGGUUGCUAGUCAUGCACAGAAGUAUUUUAUCAGGCAACUUUCAGGAGGGAAAGAUAAGAGAAGAGCUAGCAUUCAUGAUAUAACAACUGUCAACCUUAAUGAAAUAAGAACUCCUUCCCCAGAAAACAAAAGACAAGCUUCACCUGAUCAGUCAUCAGUGUUUUCUCAGCAAUCUAAUGGUGUUUCCCUGCCUAGAACACAUUUUCAAUGGAAUCAACCCAACAGUGGAGCAAUUAUGGCUUUCAAUUCAACAAAUGGGAAUUUGUUCACGUCUUCAACUUAUGGGGUUAACUCAUAUGGAAUGAAAUUGCAAGGUUACAAUCUGCAUAGUGGUUCUCUUCAUGAAUCUUACAUUGGACCUCAAACUAUAGCUUUUCAGAUGCAAUCUGCACAGCACUACCCUGAUGGAUAAAGAAUACAAAUGGCUUUAAAAUCUCCAAUGCCGUACCUCUUCUGUUAGUUCACUGGUAUAGCUGUGUCUGAGCUUUCUAAAUUUCAUUUUAACCUUUUCUUUUUUCCGGGGUCUUUCUGUGUAUAUUCCAUCAAGAAAUCAAGUCUACUUGAACUUGGAGGGUAAAGGAUUCUGUUCUGGUUGGCUUUUCAAUUCGGAGUUAUGAAACUGAGAGGGAAGGUUUUCCAUUCUAGGGUUAUCCAAAAGAUCAUCUUCUUCUCUGUUAUAUGUAGGUAGUGGUGAGCUUUAUCCAAAUGUGCAUGGGAGAAUGUGUUCAGUUAAUGGAUAUUGUAGUUCUAAAAGGAUCUAGCAAAUGAUUCUGAAGUGAAGAUUAGACUCCACAGUUGCUGUCUGCCUGCCCCUUUUUCUGAUACCUUAAGAUAGUCUUUCCAAGAUAAGAUUAGAGGAACGCAGAGAGAGAUCUAUAUGCAUCAUAAGGUCUAGAGAAUGUACAACUUAUGAUAGGAAAUAAAGGGAUCGACAAGAUCAGCAUCUGCCAUUAUUAAGCUUA